CGUGCUCGAAGCCCUCUUGAACGGAAGGAAUGGCGGGCGGCGACGGCGAGACAAACGCGUCGACGAACAAUAAUGGCGUUGAGGCGGCGACAGAGGAGCUGGCAGGCGAAGAAGAGGAGAAAGGGUCGGGAGUGCGGUUUCCUCUGGCCAGGAUCAAGAGGAUUAUGAAGGCCGACCCUGAAUUGGGGUUGGCCAGUCAGGAUGCCGUGUUCCUCGUCGCCAAAGCUACGGAACUGUUUGUGGAAUCCUUGGCUCUGGAGGCUUACCACUACACAAGCCAGUCAAAGAAAAAGACAGUGUCGAGACGAGAUGUCGACCACUGCAUUGAUGCCAUAGAAGCGCUAGCCUUUUUGGACGGUGCAAUGGACUGAUGCUGGACAGCCAGGCAGAGGAAUCUUUGCUCCUCUGUUAGUCUUGUUAUAGAAGUUAUUCCUUACUCAAGCAUUCAUACUUGAUAAAACUUUGAAUGUAGAAAUGAUAGGAAUGAAAAUUAAUAUCUUCACAGUGAAGAUAUUCUAUCUCAUUCAUACUUUUUUUUUUCAUUCAUAAAUCUGUUUUUCUUACGCAGAUAUUAAACUAUCCAUUAUUUGAGCUUUCAGACUCAUUUAAACUACUGGGACAACUACACAACAGAUGUGAAGAGUAGACAAAAAAAAGUUUGGUAGUGGUUUCAAAAGUGCUUUGUAAAGACAUUCAGGAAAAUAUAAUUAAUGAUUAAUCCCAGUGCCUCGUGUUGAUCUGUGAUUUUUUGUAAUUUUAUUUUUUAAAUAAAAUGUGCACAUGUAUAUAUACAUAUACUAACAAAAAGU
Penaeus monodon (black tiger shrimp) is the source of this 809-nucleotide messenger RNA. RefSeq names its product DNA polymerase epsilon subunit 4-like. Lineage: Eukaryota; Metazoa; Arthropoda; Malacostraca; Decapoda; Penaeidae. Gene Ontology annotation, molecular function: protein heterodimerization activity. The transcript is spliced from 2 exons. Gene Ontology annotation, cellular component: nucleus; epsilon DNA polymerase complex. Bases 30 to 371 code for a protein of 113 amino acids. The record is from RefSeq and is a predicted model, not a curated record.